AUUGGUUAAAAUCAACGUCAGUCCAUUUCAAUGUUUGCAAAGAUGAGCGACUGGCUGAAGUUAGCGCGCAAUUCUCAGUUUCACGCGCUUGUGCAGUCCUGUCAUGAACCAGCAGGUGUCGCUCCGCCCCUUCAAAUGAAGUCCACAAGGAAAACAUUUUGUUUUUAGUUCAAUGUGGAGCUCAAACUUUAUAAAUGUUUGUACAGUAGCAUAUCCACAAACACCAAAUGAUCUACUGAAAAGAUUAACCUGAAACUGAUUUGGCUGUGACUUUGCAUUUUUUAGGUAAAAUUUUAGCAAUUCAAUAAAAAAAAAAAAAAUUAAAAAAAAAAACAUACAGUGGCUUUUUAUUUUAAUGGAGGUUAUCUGUAAUUUAUUACAGAUAAAGGGAAAAGGGAAACACUUCGCGGUCGUGUAACCAGAUAGGUAAUAUGCUUACUGGGACUUCAUCCUCACACUAUUUCUUGUGUGAUUUCCUUGUCAGCAACAGAGAAAUGUAUGGGGGGAAAAAAGGUUGGAGUAUCUCAGUGGGAGGGAUUCUUGCUGAAGGAGACCAAGGUAGCGUGCAGAGCUCAGAGGCAAAACUUUCCAAGAGAACAGAGACUGUUGCGCAUCUCUGUCUCGAGCACCUGAUGAGCAUCUUUCACUCUUCUGGCACGAGCUGACUGAAUUUAACAAAAAAACGUUGUUUUAUGGGAAUUUUAUUAAUGCACCAUAACAAAAGAAGCAUUUUAGAUAUCAUCAGUAGGCAGUGUUAAGUUGUUUGUAGCAGGACUCUCAGAAAUGGCACUUUCUUUUCGACGCAGGUGUUUACUCUUGCUGUGUUUGACAGCUGUCCAGUGCAGUCAUGCCGCUAUUCAGACCUGUAUGGAUAAACACCAGGUGGUUGGAGUGCUGCGUCAAAUGGAGAAGUUCUUAAAAGGCCAGGAGAUACGGUUUACAGAGGGCCUUAGGAUAAUGAAGUCAAAACUGGCAUCGCUUCAAAACUCUGUCUCCAAGUUGCCUCAAGCUGACCAGUCAGCCGCUCCCACCACCUGCCCCUCCCUGGAAGCCCCUGCUCACGGAACAAAGUUUGGCUCAAAGUACUUUGUUGGACAUGAAGUUCACUUCACUUGUUCCCAGGGCUACCAUCUUGUAGGUUCUGCUACGCGAGUUUGCCGGGACAAUGGCACCUGGACUGGUGUCAGUGCAGUUUGUAAAGAUAUAGGUGAGUGUGCAAGUAAUCCUUGCCAGAAUGGAGGUACCUGUGUGGAGGGUGUGAACCAGUAUAAAUGUACCUGCCCCCAAAACUGGAGUGGCUCUCACUGCCAGCACCAAACCCAGACAGCACCACCAGAGUGGAGUGUUAUGAAUGAUCCAGCAUUUAGCCGGAGGCCUCGCUGUGCCCAGGUGAACCAAGCCCAACACUGCAGCUGUGACGCAGGCUUUCACAUGAGUGGCACCUCUGACAACAGUAUCUGUCAGGAUGUAAAUGAAUGUGAGGUGUACCGGCUCGACCAAGGAGGAAAACUUUGUGUCCACGAGUGUGUGAAUGUGCCAGGCUCAUACCAUUGCUCUUGCCCCAGUGGUUACAAAUUGCUUGCUGACGGGCAGAGCUGUGAAGAUGUGGACGAAUGUUUAAGCCAGCAGCACAACUGUAGCCGAGGGACAACUUGUAUCAACACAGGGGGAGGCUUUCAGUGUGUCAACCCAGAGUGUCCCCGCUCUCAUGGCAACAUUAGCUAUGUCAAGACAUCUCCCUUUCAGUGUGAGAGAAACCCCUGCCCCAUGCACAGCCGUUCCUGCCACCUGGCUCCAAAGACUGUGUCCUUUCACUACCUGUCCCUGCCCUCCAACCUGCAGACUCCUGCCACACUGUUCCGCAUGGCAACCGCUGCCGCCCCCGGCCGUACUGGGCCAGAUAGCCUACGCUUCGGCAUAGCGGGCGGAAACUCCAGAGGCACCUUUGUGAUGCAGCGUUCAGACAGACAGACGGGUGAGCUGAUACUGGUGCAGCAGCUUCACGGGCCGCAGGAGAUCAGCGUGGACGUGGACAUGUCAGAGUACUCCGACCGCACCUUUCAGGCCAAGCACGUGGCAAGGGUUCAUGUUCUGGUUUCACCCUACAAUUUCUGAGAACAUGGUUGGAAGAGUAGGAAGACUAGAGACUGAAACCUGAAGAGGAACAAGGAAAAAUAGGCGAUGGGCACCAUGUUGAAUAAAACCGUCUCUUUAUCCCCUUUCACAGUUUGGUUUGGCAGUCACAAUCCAACAUUUAUUCAAUAGCAAAUAUAUUGUUUUUUAAAAAAAAGAUAAAAUUGCUCCUCUGAAUGCUGAUAUUAGGUUUGCAUAUUUACAAGGUCUAGCUAAAGAAAAGCAUAAUGUCUGAGCUCAGGAUUUAGGCCCCACAGCUGAUGAAAUGCCCUCACUUUAAAAUACAUCUCUUUAUGACUUUAGUGCUCCUGUGGCUCUAAUUUAUUGGAAAUGUUUUUUACAGUAUAGCAUACUGUAGGCAACAUGUUUAUCUUUGAUCAUAUAUUGUAUAUUUGUGUUUUUGUACGAGCUUGCUUCAUUUAAGGCAACAUUAACAAUGCUAAGGGAUUUUUUUUAAACAAUAGCUGCAGUACUGCAUCUGGUCUAUUCUCUGACUCAUAUGCUGUAUGUUAGCCAGAAAUAGUCUCAUUAUAAUCUGAAUCAACGGUAAUUUGGCAAGCUUGCCAAUAUGUUACACAAUUUAUCUGGAAUUCUAAUUUCCUCAACAUACUGAAAUAAAGUCAGUUCAACAUUUCA
Molecule: messenger RNA, 2769 nt
Organism: Melanotaenia boesemani (Boeseman's rainbowfish)
Lineage: Eukaryota; Metazoa; Chordata; Actinopteri; Atheriniformes; Melanotaeniidae
Product: fibulin-7
Exons: 9
Coding region: 784-2115 (443 amino acids)
Molecular function (GO): calcium ion binding
Source: RefSeq, a predicted model, not a curated record